GUUGAAGCUCCGCCCACCAUCCCCCGUUACCACCGAUUCAACCGUCUCGAGCUCCUGCCCCGGUCAGUUACUACAAAAUGGCUGCAGAGGCUCCGCCGCCGACGAGAACCUACUGAACGCUUCAUGCUGUGAAAAGAAGCAAAAAAAGAAAGAAAAAACAUAAGAAGAGGACCAUUUGAUGGAAGAUAAGAAAAAGAAAAAACAAGAAGAGAAGAAAAAGAAAGAAGCUGGUCACAAAAAGGCCACAGAACAGAUAACCAAAGUGCCAGACUCUGCCAAGCUCGACCCCAUCCUUCCUCUUCCCCCCGCCAACCCUGGUGCCAUCCCAUCUGUACCCCCAAGCAGUGGAAAUGGCAAGCGUGCCCCCUCCGGAGGCCAGCCGCAGACAGCACAGCAGCCGCAGACUCCGCUCCAGCAGCGCUACCCAGCCAGAGAGGUGCCCCCUCGCUUCCGUCAGCAGGAGCACAAGCAGCUGUUGAAGAGGGGCCAGCCCCUGCCCUCCGGGACCCUGCCUCUCAUCAGCACAGGACAUCCCGCCACUAGUGAACCUCCAGCAGCAACAGUAGCCAUAAACUCCUCUCCAUCCCGCUCCUCUUCCUCCACAGCCAGCUUGCCCACAGAACUGCCUCCACAGAGUGGCCAGGGAGCCCAGUAUGAAAAUCCCCUCUGGGGAUACCUGCAAGCCAACAGAAGUGCCACAAGUGCUGUAUCUACCACCAGUCUCAGUGGCUGGGAUCAACUGAUUAUUGACCAGAAAGACACAGAGGCUUGGCCUUCUAUUACCCUCAGCCAGAGCCAGGCCCCUCCAGGAGGAUGCCCAUUGGACACUAACCCUGGUCACCUGACCAGCAACAGCAGUAGUACUAGCAUUAGUUGUAUCACAGUGAGUAUGGCCACUGGAGCCAAUAGUCAAACAGGCCACUUCCCUGCCAACCACCUUAGCAGCAAAGCCAACAGUGGGUCUAGCCCUGCCAAUCAUACUGGAACCAGCAUCCUCUCUAGCCAGGUUGCAACCAACCGCAGUUGGGGCUCUGGGCCUGGACCCUCCCAUUGCCUCACUCAGUCCUCAGUGGGGAGUGAAGGGAAAGGUGACAGCCUAGUGGGAGGAGGAGGGAACAGGGGCUGGGGUUCCUCUUCAUCAUCCUCCACCACCAACUUUAACUUGAACCUAAACCCUAAUGCCAACCCAUCUGCCUGGCCCAUGUUGGGGCAUGAUGGGGGUGGCACUGGGGGAGGCAGCUCAGGGGGAGCCAACACCGUUUCACCUCCUCAACCUACACCCAACCUCUGUAAUCCACCUGGCCCCCCAUCAGCCCAGACCAGCACCUGUUCUGGAGCUAACACUAACAGCAAGCCCUCUGGGAUUGGCAGUGCAUGGGGUACUAUGAUGGGUUCUGAAACAUCAGAGCCCCACCCCACCCCGUCCACAAAUGUGUCUUUCAGUUCAGAACCUCAGAACCUUAAAACUGAUGGACCAAAUCAUACUAAUAAGCAGGAACCUCCCAGCCCAAUCCGAAACUUGCCUGGCUGGGGUAGCGCACCUGUAGGCUUGGGUUCAAUGGGACAGCCAACAUCAGGAGGCUCACAGGUAAAUGGAGAAGAGGAUAACUCUGUAUGGGGCAACAGUGGCAACUCAAAGCCAAAUUCAUCAAAGGAAGGAUCUGGCUGGGAUUCUGCCUGGGGCCAUGGAGGAGGUGGAACAGGGAACUCUGUAGGCUGGGUUGAACAGUCUAGUGGAGACUGGGGGAAGCAGCACACUGAAGAGACCCAGGGAGGCUGGGAUGCACCCAGCUCUCCUCCCCAGGAUUUACAAGCUAGUCCUUGGAGCAGAGCUGUGAGCACAGCUGGUGCCAGUGAAGGGAGCAGUGACAGUAUGGAGGGACAUCCCCAGCAGAGAGGACACUCAUCCAGGGAUAAUCCAGUGCCUCCGCUUCCUGCCCAAGAUCUGGACCCCAGGGUACUGUGCAACACUGGCUGGGGACAGACCCCUGUUCGCCAGCACACCAGCUGGGACAUGGAUGAUACUAAACGCAAGAAUGAUGUUGGCACUGAAUCAUGGGGCUCUGGCCCAACCACUCCAAGUGAUGUGCAGGGGCCCUCAAACACUAACACAGCCCCUACUCAGAGAACUGACCAUGGGAGCAAAAAUGAUGUGCCUGCUUCUCAGGGAGCUUCUGGUUGGGGUGGAAAUAUGACUGCUACCAACCAGCCCAGUUCUGGUUGGGGGGAGCCACCCAACAGCAUAAAGCACCCCGUUGGCCAGAGUGGCUGGGGAAACUCUCCCCAAGGAGGCCCCAACACCAACAUACCUAAGAAUGGUGGUCAGUCAUGGGGAGAGGAGAAAUCAAAAGGGUGGGAUGAUUCUCACAGCAAGACAACAUCCCAGGGCUGGGGAGAGCAACCCAAAACAUCCCAUGCCUGGGGCAACAGUGGGGUGAGCAAUAACACCGGGGACUGGGGAGAACCUGAAGAGAGCAAAAAGAGUCCCACUAACCCUGACUGGGAAAACCAACGAAGUUGGGGAAUGUCUGUUCCAGGACCUGGGGCUGGAGGAAGUGGGAACUGGGGUGAGGCAGUACCUCAGCGUCCCAGUGGCCCUCCUCAAAGUUGGGGGGGCAAGCCUCAGGAGGGGCCCAGCAGCAACAGUGGAGGAGGAGCUAUGGGCUCUUGGGGAGGCUCAGGUUCAGUGAAGCAAGGUGCAAGCUGGGGUGGUAGUAAACAGGAACCUUCAGCUGAGCCUACAGGCUGGGAAGAACCCUCCCCGCCUUCAAUCCGUCGUAAGAUGGAGAUUGAUGAUGGGACCUCCGCUUGGGGUGACCCUGGUGCCUACAAUAAGGCAGUCAAUCUGUGGGAUAGGAACAAUUCAGGAAUGUCCCAGGCUAAAGUUAACACAGGAGGCAAUAACCCGCAAGGUUCUAGUACCAACCAUCCUCAUGCUCACAAUCACCCUUAUCAUGGGGCCCCUGCCCCUGUGCAGAACCACAGCCAAAACACUCAAAACCCAGGCCCCACCAGUGGUCCUAUGGAUCCUACAGUGCAACACCAGUCUGGGCCGUCUCACAACAGGGGUCCCCUGAUAACUCAAGGUUGGGGAGAGAUACCCAGCUCCCACACAAAAUCUGAGAGCUCUUGGGGUGAGCCUGCGCCAUCUCCAGUCAGUGUGGAUAAUGGCACCUCUGCCUGGGGCAAACCUAGUGGGAGCUCAGGAACCUGGGGAGAUGGCAACCCAGACAGCUAUGGCAGGGGCAACCCCACAAUGACACCUGCAUCUUGCAAACCUGCUCCUAAACCUAUGCAAGACGGAUGGGGAGGAGGAGGUGAGGAGCUCAGCCUGUCAGGUGGUCAGUGGGAUGCAGAGGAAGGAGACAUGUGGAACAGCACUGCCUCCCAGGAGAGCAACUCUUCUUGCAAUUCGUGGGGCAAUGCGUCCAAAAAAGGCCCACAGAAGGUGAAGGUCCCAGGGAAGCAGGAAGAUGCCUGGAUCAUGAAUCGUCUCAUCAAACAGCUGACAGAUAUGGGCUUUCCUAGAGAUCCAGCAGAAGAGGCUUUGAAGAGCAACAACAUGAACUUGGAUCAGGCCAUGAGUGCCCUGCUGGAGAAGAAGACGGAGCUGGACAAGCGUGGGAUUGGGAUAGGCGGCCACGACUACAAUGGGCUCAUGAACAAACCUGUCAGCUGCCCUCGACCUCCUCUUCUUUCCAAAGACCCCUCAGCAGAUCCCCGCCUGCCCUUCAUGGAUAAGAUGCAGAGUGGAAUGUUUGGUGGUGGUGGAGCAGCACAAGCUCGGGCCAUGCAGCAGCCGCAGCCGCCUCCUCAGCCACCAGUGCCGCCUCUUAGCUCCUCUCAGCCUAGUAUACGUGCUCAAGUGCCUCAGUUUCUCUCCCCUCAGGUUCAAGCACAGCUCUUACAGUUUGCAGCAAAAAACAUCGGUCUGAAUCCUGCACUUUUAACCUCACCAAUAAACCCUCAACAUAUGACCCUUCUGAAUCAACUUUACCAGCUGCAACUGGCGUACCAGCGUUUACAAAUUCAACAGCAGAUGUUGCAGGCACAGCGCAAUGUUUCUGGCCCCAUUCGACAACAAGAGCAGCAAGUUGCACGCACAAUCAAUAACAUGCAGCAGCAGAUCCAACAGCACCAGCGCCAGCUGGCCCAGGCUCUGCUGAUGAAACAGCAGCAACAGCAGCAGCCCCCUUCCCACUCUGGCCUGCACCCUGCUGGAGCCAAAUCAACCCUGGAUUCAUUUCCAGGUCACUCACAGACUCCAGGCCUCCCUGACCUGCAGACCAAAGAGCCGCAGUCAUCUCCUAAUACCUACAGCCCCUACGCUCUCUCUGGACUGAAUCCAAACAUGAAUGUAAACUGCAUGGAUGUGGGAAGUCUGUCUAUGAAGGAACCGCCCCAACCCCAGUCACGACUGUCACAGUGGACACAUCCCAACUCUAUCGAAAGCCUCUCUGGAAACUCCUCUCCUCUUGAGUCCAAUCUGGGAAAGCAUGGUGCCAACCUAGGUCCUCCUGGGAAGCCCCCUCAGCUGGAUGACUCGUACAGCCCCUAUAACCUGAUAUCCAGCUCGGAGUCUCCUACCAGCCCCCUGGUCCCCCCAGACAGCUGGGGACAGGGCAAGAGCAGCAGCGAUAAGAUGUCCAAUGGGACCAAUAUCAACUGGCCACCAGAGUUUUGCCCUGGUGUACCGUGGAAGGGCCUCCAGAACAUCGACCCAGAGACUGACCCCAACGUGACUCCGGGCAGUGUUCCCAGUGGACCCACCAUCAACACCAACAUCCAAGAUGUCAACCGCUACCUGCUACGGGACAGGAGUGGAGGUAAACUGUCAGAGAUGAAAUCUACUUGGUCAUCAGGGCCCAUCUCUCACAGCCAGGCUUCUCUGUCUCAUGAGCUUUGGAAGGUCCCCCAGGGCCCACGGAGCAGCACCACAGCCCCCUCACGCCCCCCACCUGGUCUCACUAACACAAAGCCCUCCUCCACCUGGGGUGGCAACUCUCUGGGUCUGGCCCAAGGCUGGAGCAGCUCUUACACCACAGCAGGUACCACGUGGAGUACAGACAGCUCCACUAGGACCAGUAGCUGGCUGGUUCUGAGGAACCUCACUCCACAGAUUGAUGGUUCGACUCUUCGUACACUGUGCAUGCAGCACGGCCCCCUCAUCACAUUCCACCUCAACCUGACACAGGGAAACGCUGUGGUGCGCUACAGCUCUAAGGAUGAAGCUGCCAAGGCUCAGAAGUCCCUGCACAUGUGUGUGCUUGGGAACACCACCAUUCUUGCAGAGUUUGCAGGGGAAGAGGAAGUGAACCGCUUCUUUGCACAGAGCCAGUCACUUGGUGGAACAACCAGCUGGCAGGCCACUCCAGGCACCAAUCAGACGAGGAUGGGCGGGUCCGGGUCCGGAGCCUCUCAUCCCAUUGGUCACGCGCCCCACUGGAACAACAACAACAACGGCACCGGCAGCAGCAGUAGCAGCGGCCUUGGAACAGGAGGAACGAAAACAGGAGGAGAGCUGCUUUGGGGCGGCGUUCAGCAGUAUUCUAGCCUGUGGGGACCCCCCAGUGGAGAGGAGGGACGGGUCAUGGGAAGCCCCACACCAAUCAAUACGCUGCUGCCUGGCGACCUGCUGAGUGGAGAGUCCAUGUAGGGCAAAACAAACACAAACAGGAGCAAAAACCUUGCAAAUCAGUGUGGAGAUAAUCAGCGUGGGUGUGACAUUGAUGAGGAGAGACAAGAGGAGAACAAGGCUACGUGUUCGCUGCUUGACCUUGUCAGCCUCCUCUGCUCCUUUUGUGUUGAAUGACUUUCAAGUUGCAGUUCUUUUGUGAAUCUCAGUAAGAGAUUUUGAUCACAGUGUUCAACGUUUGCUUCUGGAGACACAGGAAGAAGUCUUUCAUUCAUCAAAGAAAGAGAACUUUUUACAGAAAUGAACUUUUGGAGAAGUUACCGUGUAAAAUGUACUUUAGUCAAACUGACACGGUGACAAGCUGCCAUCUUUGAACUUGCAUAAUCCCUCACUGCCUUUUGAGGCAAUCAUACUGCACCUCAGAGAUCAUGAAAAAGGCAUCAUUCCCAAAGUAAAACCCUUCAAUCAGAGUGGUUGUCAAACAUUCAGCUGGUCCAGACUCGACAUUUGUUUUUCUCAGCACUAAUAUUAGCCUUAAACUAUUUCCUGCCCUGCUAUCCUCACUCACUCUGUACUUGGUGAAGAAGCAUAUGGACACUUGCACACCCUUAUUUCUGAGCCAGUGAAACCUGAGUGGAAAGUACAUGCUGCUGCGGCUUAACAUAAGCAACCACAGCUCACAACUUCAGUGCAUUUUUUGCAGGCAGAAUGAGUUCCUCACAAAAUGCUCAAAGGGAAUGAUGCAACUCUGUUCGCCUUGUUCAAGCCAUUUAUUUUUGUAGUUUUUUUUUUUUUUUUCUUGAACCAUUGCAAACAAAUCUAAGAAAUGAUAUUAUUCAAAUGUGUCUGUCAAUCUUCCCUGGGAUGUGUGUGUGUGUGUGGGUGGGGGGGGGGGGGUCGUCACAUGUAAAGAUAUAAUGGACUACAAAACUAACCACUGCUAUUACUAUGGAACUGUAAAGAAAACACUCCAAUGCACCUCAGCUCAUCUGCGGGCUACACUCAGUUUGGUCUCUAACGCUCUCACUGAAGUUGUGGAAAAAAACCUCAAAUUGUUGUCCACCCCCUCCCCUUCCUACCACUGCGCGCCCACUCCACCUGCAAACACACCAUUUCAAGUGACGUGCAAUACAAGCCACAAACUCUACCGUCCAUGCACCCUACGAUAGAGAGCAGACUGUAAAGAAUGAGUGAACAGCAAAACCUUUAUCUGCCCUGCAACCCCCCCACCAGAAAAUAAAAACUGCCACUACUUCCCUUCCCCCCUAGAGAGUGUGUGAACUCAGGAGAGUAGCAAGCUGGUCCUCAACCAUCUUCUGUCCAAGAUACAAGGACGUACAUUCAAAGCACUUCUUCAGCCAGCCAACUCUCCACACUUACGCUAGAGACUGAUUUUUGGGGAAAGGGAUGGGCAUGUGUGUGUGUGUGUGUGUAUGUGCGCACAUAGUGUGUUUGUGUGUGUGUUUGGGGCAAAGGCGACAAACCAAAAUGAAAGGAGGGCCUGUUUUUUUCCCUUAUCACCCAGAAGACCAGAUCUUUUUUUUUUUUGUUGUUUUUUUUUUUUUUUGUCCACAUUUAUAGAAAAUCGGAAACAAAGAUGUGUGAAUAGGUGGUCGAUCAUAGCACUUAGCAAGAGCGCCGCUGCUCGUUAUACCCUCAAUGCCAACAAAUAGAAGAAAGGAGAAGCAACACUGGCAAAUAAAACUGAAAAAGCAAAGACAAAAAAAAGCAAUCUGCUUAGUGGCUUCUCUAUAUACUUAUUUUUUAACUUUAUGUGGAUGUGAAUUUUUUUUUUUUUUUUUUUUGGAAUCCUUCUUCCCUCAAGUCAGUGGGACCAGAGGAUGUCAAACAUGGUAGCAAAGUGAAGGGAAAUACAAAGAAAAACUAACUCAACCGAUGAUGGGUGUGGAAGGGAAAGACCCCAAAGCACUCGCACUCACCCUCUUCUUAUCAAAGUAAAUAUCACUGUUACAUUGCAACUUUGAUAUCUUUAGCCUUGCUGUCUGGAAACACUCGACGUGUCCGUGUUCUACUGGGUCCAGCAGGGAGGAUCUUUAUUUCAUCUGUCCUUUUAGGUUUUACUCACUAUUGGAGGCCCUGCCAACCUGAGUGUGAUAGUGUGGCCACCGAGUGCCUGCCUGCUGCAGAGUGCAGUGCUGCAGCAGCCCUCACCCCACCACCCUCACCUGCCUCCCUGCGGAUCCCUACAGACUGGCAUCCCUCCUCUUCCUCCACCACAAGAGCAGCUCUUUCAGAACUGGCCCCCACCUGUAUUAAAUUUAUUACUACUGCUACGCCAGAGUCUGUCUGUCCUCGGCAACCUCCACUUCCACUCCCUCCGUCUCUCUCCUGCAAGGAUCACUUUAGUCAGAGAUGGAGUUGACAAUGUGUUUUUAUUUUGUUUUAUUUUUGUUUCCUGGUUUGUACUUUUUGGAAUUGCCAGUGUGUAUUUUUUAUUUUGUUGUUGUGAUAAGUUUGCUGAUGUUGUUGCUGUUCUCAUCGAUUAUGUAGUUUAUGAUUGUUUAUGAUGUUGAUUUCAUGGCUUUUAAAUAUUGGUUUUUAUGCAGUGUUCAGCUUCUCUCCUGCCCCUCCCGCUGCCUCCAAGGCAGAACCAGUGUGUGGUUUAGAGGUACGCCUCAAUCAUGCAGCAAGGCCAUACAAAACUCUGCACACCUCAGUGUGCUGUGCAGUUAUUAGCGGAAAAUGGGAGGGUGGAAAUAAAGAGUCAAAUCAAGUGGGUACUUCUCCAGGAUAGUGAGCCAACUUUCCUCUGUCCAUCCUGGGGCGUCCAACCUAUGUUGUCACCCCUCUUUUUUAGUGUUGAUGGGCCUCAUUUUCACUGGUGCUUUAACUCUGGGAGCACUCAGUUACACUUAUUGAACCACCUCAACUGACAACAGCCUUCCAUUUCUAUGCAAAGACAAGGAGGUGUUCAUUCACAGCCACCCCCUACAUCUGCCACUUAUCUCUCAACCUUUACUACCAGGCAGCUUCUCCCAAAACCUCACCUGGAUAAACUGUAGGGGACACCACCAUGCAGACAGAGCGAUUCGAUGACGUUAAAUGACCUGCUGGAGGCACUACUUGUUGGCAGUCACUUCUUCAGUUUUGUGCCAACAGAUUUGCUAAUAUCGACUUCCACUUUUCCACGUUGUCAUUUAUCUUUGUUCUGAGGAGUCAAGCUUAAGUUUUUGCUGCAGGGGCGUACCCCACAAGCUCCAGCUGCAGGAGGCUUGAGGAGCACAAGGGCAGGACAGAUGAAUGGUGCUGGUCUUUCACCAACAAGGGGACUGGAAAUUUUAGUGAAUAACCAGGCUGCAGUAGGGGGAGGUGGGUAUGGGUUUUUUUUGUUUUGUUUUGUUUUUUUGUUGUUUUUCUGAGGGGGGGUGGGUCCCUGUAUGUGUCAGUGCACUGUUUAUGGGUCACAUCGGGUACAUCUCUUUAAAAACCAAAAACAUUAUCUUUUUCUUUAUCAUCAAGGUUUUCACAAAAACUACAAACAACAAAAAAAUAAAUAAUAAUAAAAAAAAAAAAAAAAAAAAGAAGAAGUUUGUUUGAGCUGCGCAAUCCGAGGACGAGAUGCUCGAGUUGCACCUCACCUUCGGAACCAAGUCUUAAAACUUUGGGGACUUGCCCUCUUCCAGAGUCACCUUCGACUCACGUCAUCCAACAAAACAAUCACUUUUGCCUGUGCUGUUUGUUCGUGACAUUGUUCCUGAAAACCUGCAUUUACUUCACACUGGACUUUAAUCAAGGAGCUGGUGUUGAAUUUGGGGGCGGAGGGGGGAUGAUUGGCAAUUGGGCAAGAGUUUGGGCCUCAGAUGUGGAUUUUGUGGCGUAGCACCAGCACUGAGAGCCCUGCCUUCUCCCACUGCCUCAUCCACACUCUUACCUGCCUGUUAAGUGUUGCCCCUACCCCCCCUUUAUUUUUCUUUUUUGUUUUUUUUUUAUUUUCAAACAACUGGAGCUCAAAUGAAAUCUGCUUCUAAAUCAUGGAUCAGACAAGGGUCUGGGUAGGGACCUCAAAAAGAGUUGAAUUAGCAAAUCUCUCUUUAAAAAACAGAAAGGCCUGGGUUGAAUAUGCACAUGCUAGCUCAUACACACAGUAAACAACCAAGAGUACUUAAACUGGUCUUUGUGUGUGUAAGGCUAGAUCUCUGUUUUCCACUUAGCCUAAGCCCUCCCCGCCUGCCCUGGCUUCAGCCCUGACCCUGUGUAUCCAACAUUAUAUUUCCCAGAAGACAAGAUCAUAAACAUAUCAGAGUAAUACAAAAUAAUGAAAACAAAUACUUGAAUCAAAAGAAGCGCCAAUAAUGUAAUGUGAACACUUUUUGUAGUGGUUUGUUGUCUCAUUCAUACACUUCAGAGAUUUUUGAUAGCAGUUCAGAGUGAAUCAAAUUUGAAAUGUUGAAAACAAAGAUCGAUAUAAAGGCAGAUUUACAUCUAUCGUAUUUGAGUGUUUGCACAAGGCUGCUUGUACUGUAUGAAUGAAUGUUUGCUGUGUGAGGUGAAAACUUGUAUGAGAGCUCAUGAUUACAGCGGAGGACCUUCCGCCUUGUGUUUCUUUUCAACUCAGUAUACUUAUGUUAUUGAUUUAUUUUUUUCCCCAUUUUUGUUUUUUGCUUGUCAAAACUAUAUUCUAAUGUUGUAACUAGCCUCUAGCGUUGCACUGAGUGUCGGCCUCACCCCUCAUCCAGCUAUAUGAACAACAUGAUACAAGUACUGAGGGGAGACGGGGACAGUUCAUGUGUAAAUGUUUACUCAAGGACUAAAAUAAGUGUGUUUUUUUUUUUUUUUUAAUGUAAUGUUUAUCUACCUUAGUGGCUUUCAUUGUGGAAUAAUCCAAGAAAGUAUGGAUCAUAAUUGAGUAUUGCACCAUUUUUCAGACUGUAAACCUUAAAAGAAAAAAAGGAAAAAAAAAAAAAACAUAUAUAUAUAUAUAUAUAUAUAUAUAUAAAAAAAAAAUCUGAAAAAAAAGUAUUUUGCAGACCUGUGGCCAUAGAUUGGGUAGAAGGACUUUGGCUCUCCCAAAUCUGAGCAAAUGGGGAGUGAAGGACAAGACAUCAGACGAGCCUUGGCUUCUAGGGCUCACCUCAGAGGUGCCUACCUUUCUUUCUUUUUUUUUUUCAUUUGGGUAUAGCUUAUAUUUUCUUUCAGUUCACUCUUGUCAUCAGUUGUUUUUCUGUAAGGCCACUGAAAGUUUACAGUUUAUUUUCUGGAGUUCAGAAGAAAACAAAUCAGCAAAACGGAGAAGGAAUUAAACCAUGAGAAUGUUAGAAAAGAAAAAAGACAGAUGCUUCCAUU
Messenger RNA from Melanotaenia boesemani (Boeseman's rainbowfish), 10939 nucleotides. RefSeq names its product trinucleotide repeat-containing gene 6C protein-like. Lineage: Eukaryota; Metazoa; Chordata; Actinopteri; Atheriniformes; Melanotaeniidae. Gene Ontology annotation, biological process: positive regulation of nuclear-transcribed mRNA poly(A) tail shortening; miRNA-mediated post-transcriptional gene silencing. The record is from RefSeq and is a predicted model, not a curated record. Gene Ontology annotation, cellular component: nucleoplasm; P-body. The coding region runs from base 179 to 5656 and encodes 1825 amino acids. The transcript has 20 exons. Gene Ontology annotation, molecular function: protein binding; RNA binding.